AUGGAUAUCAAUUUACUUGGAUUACUACCGAUUAUAGAACCUGAAGCACUAGCAAGAUACAUUAAAACAACAAAAGAUUUUAUUGAUUACUCUGAUACAACUGAAGCACCAUCAGCAACAGCGUCAAAAUUAACAACACGAGUUAGUUUAUACAAGAAUCAUCAGAAUAUUAAUUAUGAAUGGACCUAUAGAGUUUCAAAAUUUUAA
Molecule: messenger RNA, 207 nt
Organism: Adineta steineri
Lineage: Eukaryota; Metazoa; Rotifera; Eurotatoria; Adinetida; Adinetidae
Source: the annotation of a GenBank genome assembly